Molecule: messenger RNA, 2742 nt
Organism: Zonotrichia albicollis (white-throated sparrow)
Lineage: Eukaryota; Metazoa; Chordata; Aves; Passeriformes; Passerellidae
Source: RefSeq, a predicted model, not a curated record
UUGGAGCAAACCCUGAGUAGCGAGUGAGGAUCACAGCAUGUCCAGCCAGGGCGAUGACUGCUACUUCUACUUCUACUCCACCUGCAACAAGUCCAUCACAAAAUUUAAUGUCGACGCUGCAGACGAUGAUGAGGAUGAUGAUGACCAACUCUCUGAAGAAGGAGAAGAAACCAAAACCCCGGUGCAGCCUCCGGCCCCAGAGAGCCACAACGGGCUCAGGGUGGUUUCCACCAGGAAACCCAACCCCAGUGCAAAACCAGAUGACAACUUAAAUUUUGGAAUCAAAACCUUGGAAGAGAUCAAACUGAAAAAACUCAAGGAAAAAGCCAAAAAACAAGGUGGUGAGGCGGAGCUGCAGCACGGCCACGACCGGGCACCCAGGAGAGGAACAGUUCAAGUGCUGAAGUCCCUGAAGGAGAGGCUGGGGCUGCCCUCAGAGCAGAGCAGCACUGAGACAGACCAAGCUGCCAAACCCAUCGAGGAGAUCAGAGUGAAAACCCUGGAGGAAAUCCGCCUGGAGAGAGCCAAGCAGAGGAGAGCAGGAGAACCCCCAGCCAAAAUCCCAGCAGAAGGAAGGAAAACUGAAGAACCAAAUUCAGCAGCCAAACCUUCCCCUGCUGCUCGCAGCAAAUCCCUGAUGGGAGCCUUGGUGGAAAAAAACCACAAAAGGUUGGGAGAGGAGAAGGAGAAAGCUGAGGAGUUGAGCAGCAGGGCCAGAAGCGAGGGAGAUGCCAGGAGACAGAACCUCGGUGCCCCAGCUGCUGGCAGGGUGCAGCUGGCACAGGCUGGCAGGGCCAGGGGAGCUGCAGAGGUUCGGAUCAAAACCCUGGAGGAGAUCAAGAGGGAGAAGGCGCUGAGGCUGCAGCAGAGCGGGGANAACGUGCCGGGCACCCCCGGCCCUGCCCAGGCUGCUGGGAGAGGCAGGAAACUGCUGAGGGUCACCAAGGUGCUGGCACCUGGAAGAGAAGAAAAAAUGAUUGUGGAGCUGAACAAACCUUCUGCCAAAAGUGGCUCUGCCCCUGCUGAGAAUUCAGGGAAUUCUGGAAUUCAGGUGAAGAGCCUGGAGGAAAUCAUGUGGGAGAAACGGCAGCAGAAACAGCGGCAGGAGGAGAAGCUGCAGCAGGGAGCUGGGGCAAACCCGGCCGAAAUCCAGGAAAAAAACCAGGAUAAAAAUAAAAACCAGGAAAAACCCUCAGGAUCAGGGAGCCCCGAGGCUGCUGUGGGCUCAGCCCAGCUGGGCAGGAGGAGAGGAGGGAAAAGCGGCGAGGAUGGAGCGGGAACUGCAGAGAAGGAGCCGGGGAAAAAGGGAGCUCAGCUGCCCGAGAGGAGGGGCAGAGCCAAGCCCAGGGUGUCCCUGCAGCCUCUGGACGCCAGAGCCCCUCCCAAGCAGCCCCUGAAGAGGAAGGGCCCCGAGUGCCCCCCGACUGUGGUGGCAGUGAAGCCUCUCAGUGCCACCAGCGGGCACAGCCCGGGCUGCCCAGCCAAGGUGAGGCCCCAAAUCCCCCCAAAAAACCCUGGAAAAUUGAAAUGUUCUCCAUUUCAGCAAUGCCCUUUUCACCCCACGGCUCUCAGGGGCAGCACAUUCCUGCUUUGGAGGCAUCUCCAAAAUUCCCUGCUGGGAUUUGGGAAUAUUUUGUCCUUUCCAAGGCAGAAAUUCCUUAAAAAAAACCCAAAUUCCUCAUUUCAGGAAUUUCAAGUGCUGAAGUCCCUGAAGGAGAGGCUGGGGCUGCCCUCNCACCAGGGGCAAUGCCAGCUUUGGGGGAAAGCAGUGCCAAAAUCCUACAGAGGAACCAAAAUUGCAAUUCAUGCCGCGCUGUCGGUGGAGGACGACUUUGAGAAACUCAUCUGGGAAAUCUCUGGGGGAAAACUGGAGGCAGAAAUCGACCUGGAUCCAGGCAAGGAUGAGGAUGCUCUGCUGCUGGAACUGUCUGAGAUGAUUGACAGCUGAGAGGGGAGGUUUUGUUGGAAAAAAAAAAGGAAAAAAGACGCGACACCAAAAAAAAAAAAACCACCCUGAAAAAGCAACAUUUUCUCCUCACCUCCCACAAAAAUCCUGUAAAUGUUGUUGGAUCUGUGGAGGAGACCCUGCCCCAGCUGGAAGCACAGUUGGAUUGUUUAGGAUUAGGCAGAGUCUGCUCUCUGUUAUCCCAAAAUUCCGGGCUGAGUUUGUCCCCCCACGGGACAGGACAGAGCACUUGGAACGCCCUGAGGGGCCACAGAUCCCAUCUCCAGAGCUCCCUCCUGCACAGAAAAUCCCCAAAAAAUCCCUGGAGUUACUGUGUCAACUCUGGGAGCCACGGAUGGACUCGCAUUUGGGGGGAAUUCAGGGAAAAAGAGGCAAAAUCUGAGCAGGAUUUUGGACCAAAGCCUGCCAGGGUGAGCCUGGCUUGUGGGAUUUUUUCCAUGGGGGAAAGCAAAAAUUCCUCCUGGGAUUUGGGAAAAGGAACAUUGCUUCAAGUGCCUCUGGGUUCUGAGGAUUUCUCCCUGCAAUGAACUUCUCACAUCCAGCUGGGAUCAUUUUGGGAGGGGAAAAAAGAAAAAGCACCCUGGAAUGUUCCCCCUUGGCUGCUUCCCUCUUUUCCAGCCCUUUGGAGAUGGGAUUGAGUGAAAUCCCCGUGGGGUUUUUCUUUUUUUUUUUCAAUUUGUUUUGAGAUUUGUUUUUGUUUUUUCUGUAAAUAUUUUAUUCUUCCAUUUUAUAUUUGUAUGAUUCUAUUUAAGGGAUUAAAGGUAGGCUGCUCACUG